Molecule: messenger RNA, 3469 nt
Organism: Anopheles coluzzii
Lineage: Eukaryota; Metazoa; Arthropoda; Insecta; Diptera; Culicidae
Product: U4/U6.U5 tri-snRNP-associated protein 1
Exons: 2
Coding region: 134-3229 (1031 amino acids)
Biological process (GO): maturation of 5S rRNA; mRNA cis splicing, via spliceosome
Cellular component (GO): U4/U6 x U5 tri-snRNP complex
Source: RefSeq, a predicted model, not a curated record
AAGAAAAAGCCAGUCCAGUCCAGAAAAAGUGUUUUUGUGAAGGAAAACCCCAGAAAAUUCACACAGGAAGAGAAGAAAAGUGCCGAAGCUUUGCCAGCGUUUUUGGUGUUGAACAAACAGGUAACAACAAACCAUGGGUUCAUCAAAAAAGCAUAAACGAGAUUCUAAAAAGCAUAAACGUCGUUCGCGUUCACGUAGCCGCUCACCACGGUACGAGCGUUCGGAACGUAGCGAGCACCGCCGCCGUUCCGAUUCCCACUCCGAGGACAACAACGAUGGCUACGGCGAGACGGCCCGCCGGCACAAGAAGCACCGGCGGGAGCACAGCGAGCAUCGGCACCAGCACCACCACAGCCACAGCCGGCAGUACGAGCGCACCGCCGCCCACCCGCGCACCCAUCCCGAGGUGAACGCCGUCGACGACGAUUCCGACAGCUCGGACUGUGUGGAGGUGCCGCUGGAUGAGGGGAGCGCACCGGCACCACCGCCGCCCUCGAUCAGUCGCAAGUCGCCCGCGCCGGAUCGCGUUCCGUCUCCUCCGCCGCCGCCGCAGGUACAGAAGCGUCGCCGGUCGCCCACUCCACCGCCAUCCGCACCGAAGCCGGUAUCGUCGGCGCGGAAACGGUCCAUCUCGCCUGUCCCCUCCAACGGUGCCGGGGAUGUGCUGUCCGUGGAGGAGACGAACAAACUGCGGGCCAAGUUGGGCCUGCGUCCGCUAGAGGUGGGGUCGUCCAAGAGCCAGCCGGAACCGGCUGCGAGAAGACGUCAAAGGUCACCUUCACCACCGCCUCCACCGAAGGCGUCCUCCUCCUCCUCUCGCAAGCGGUCCGUUUCCCCCAUUCCAGACAAUGGCGCCGGUGAUGUGCUUUCCGUCGACGAUACGAACAAGCUGCGGGCCAAGCUGGGCCUGCGUCCGCUCGAGUCGUCAUCGUCGUCGGGAAAGAAACGCACCCGCUCCCCUUCACCACCACCACCGCCGAAGGCAUCCGGUUCGUCCAGCAAGCGGUCCGGAUCGCCCAUCCCGGAGAAUGGUGCCGGCGAUUCGCUCUCGAUCGAGGAAACGAACAAACUGCGCGCGAAACUCGGCCUUCGUCCGCUGGAGGUGGGCAGCGGUACGAAAUCGGCGGCCGACACCGGCUCUAAAGCGGGCGAACCGGAAGGAAGCACCGAAAAGCUGAAGGACGACUGGGGUGAAUUCUAUCACAAGCCGGCCAAAAACCUGUCGGAGAAGACGAAGGAGGAAAAGAUGCGCGAAAAGCUGAAGGAGCGGAAGGAAAAGCGCGCGAUCGAGGAAAAGCUCAAGCGGCUGAAGACGCUCGGCGAGGAGGACGAUGUGGACGACCUGAAGAACUGGGUAGCGAAGACACGGGACAAGGACCGGCUCAAGAAGGAGGCCGAAGAGCGGGCCCGCCUGCUGGACCAGCUGGACGAGGAGCUGGUCUCGGGCGGGGCGGAUUUGGAUCCGUCCGGAGGACGGGCGGGACCAUCGCGACGAGGUCGCGCCGGCCCGAGCAAUGCAGCGUACCGUGACCGCGAUCUGGAGGGAUUGCGGGUCGAGCACGACGUGGAAGCGUUCACCGAGGGCCGGCAGGUCAUACUGACGCUGAAGGAUGCGGACGUGCUGGACGAGGCGGCGGGCGACACGCUCGUGAACGUGAACAUGAUCGACGACGAGCGGUACAAGCGCAACGUGGAGAACCGGAAGGCGAACCCGCAGCACUACGGCUACGACGUGUACUGCCAGGACGAGGUGGACGAGUUCGGGAUGCCGAAGCAGCGCGAGGUGCUCGGCAAGUACAACGAGGAGAUCGAGGGCGGCCACCGCAAGAGCAGCUUCGUGAUCGGCUCGAACGCGGAGCAGGAGGCGCAGGAACGGCGCCGGCUGCUCGAAAUCAAGACCAAGCUGGAGAAGAAAAAGCUCGACUCGCUGGAAACGACCCCGCUCACGCUGGUGUCCGACUACUUUACCGAGACGGAGCUGUCGACGUUCAAGAAGCCGAAGAAGAAGGUGCGCAAAAUGCGCCAGAAGCUGCGGGCGGACGAUCUGCUCGCCACGCUGCCUCCCGAAGAGGGCACGGCCGAUUUGGGUUCGCGCUCGCGGCGUCAGGAGCGAUCGGCCGGGGAGCGUUCAUCGACGACCGGGUCGGAGGAUCGCAAAAGCUUGCGAGCGCGGGCCGCCGGUAUACUGCUGACGGACGACACGCCCGCCCUGUCGGAGGAUCUGAGCUCGGUCAAGCUGGACGAUGCGCUCGAGGACGACGAGGAUCUGCAGGCGGCCCUGCAGAAAGCGCGCCGGCUGAAGCAGAAGGAAGCGAUCAUCUCCAAAGCGCUGCCGAUCGAUCCGGAGCGGAUCAAGAGCGAGAUCAAGGAGGAGCCGGACAGUGGCGGAGAGCAGGCCGAUCAUCACGGCGCGAUGCUGCUCAACUCGACGGCCGAGUUUUGCCGCACGCUGGGCGACAUUCCCACGUACGGUACGGCCGGCAAUCGCGAGGAGGACCCGAACGACAUGAUGGACUUUGAGCGGGACAGUGCCAGCGAUCGGGAGGGUAUGGAGUCGGAUCCGGAGGAGGGUCCAUCCACGUCAUCCCGUCGGCAUCAUCAUCAUCAUCAUGGAUCGCAGCACAGCGGUGCCUGGAACUCGGUCAACACGGAGCAGGAGCAGGAUGAUACCCGGGAGGUAAAGGUGGAGGAGGUGGCGAUCCUCGACGAGGAGCCGGACGUGGCACUCAGUGUGGCGGGAGCGCUCAAGCUGGCCCAAUCGAAGGGUUACCUCGAGCGGGAGGAAAGCAACCGCCCGAGCAAUGCGCGGUUCGCCCACCUGCAGGCGCAGAACUACUCGAUCGAGGACAAAAACUACGGCGAGGAGAACGAUAAGUACUCGCGGCGCGAUCGCUACGCCGGCCCGAUCACGGAGUUCAAGGAGAAGGAAACGUUCAAGCCGAACGUGAAGCUGGAGUACAUCGACGAUAGCGGGCAUCUGCUGACGCCGAAGGAAGCGUUCCGCUACCUGUCGCACAAGUUCCACGGCAAGGGCCCGGGCAAGAACAAGGUGGAGAAGCGGCUCAAGAAAAGCGAACAGGAGGGGCUGAUGAAAAAGAUGAGCUCCACCGACACACCGCUCGGUACGCUGAACAUGCUGCAGGCGAAGCAGAAGGAAACACAGUCCCCAUUCAUUGUGCUAAGUGGAACGAAGCAGAACACAAGCAUCAUCAAGCAGCAGAAGCGUUAAUGCUCGGUGCCGCGUUUUUAAUUCUCCCCCAUUUUCAAAUAUUGUGUAUUGUCUGUUUGUGUCUUUUUUCGUUGUUGCGAGAUAUAUCCUCUACCCCUUCCCUCUUGGCUUUCUUUUCCCGCUAGUUAUAGCUUCACGCAAGGCGAUUUUUAACCAAUUCCAUAUGAGAGCCUACAAACAGUGCAUCAAUAAAUAAAGAAAACGUCCCGAAUUAGAGGAAUGUAUAGGAAAAUUCUAGAA